UGGGCUUUGUGCGGGCAAAAUUAUCGGCAUAUCAUUCGAUUGAUUGACUGAUUGAUUUUUUUUUUUUUUGUCCCUCAUCCUGAUGCCCUUUCUUUGUUAGUUUUCAGCUCGAUGGAUAAUGCAUGUCCAUUUCGCGUGUGACUCUUUUAUUUACCCCACAAUCUUUUCUUCGCGUUCCUCUGGUUUUCCCUCUUCGCUUCGUGUUGCCUAUGGGCCGGUAUCGAUCUAACUGCAUGGUUUUCCCUUGCUCAUUUGCACCACCGGCACGUUCCGGUUGGAUGUCGAUGGGGUACAGAUCGACCUGCGUCGGAUUAUUUAUUUUACCUUCGUCAUGACUUCACUGCAUCAUCUCUUCUUAUGUUCGACCUGACCACUUGUAAUAGAUGAUUACCCCUUAUCUUUGUUCGUUUGGUCGACUUUUCUCUCUACUGGUCUACCCAAAGUUUCCACUUGUCAUCUGAUUUCUGCAGUUAAAAUCAACACCAAGGGGCCUGUUAAGUCUCGAAACCAAUAAACAGGAAGCCAGUAAGAAUACAGUUAGGCUAGAUCCAAUUCGAUUGUUGGACGAAAAAAGUAAUUGCACGCACUAUGCAGCAAGGGGACAACGAGACAGUUGAGAAUCUAUUCUCAAACAUAGACACUAGCCCCAAUGUGGUCGACAUUGCCGACGAUGAUGACGAGGAUGCUCUUGAGGUUGAUAGUACGGAAUGGGACAUGGACUCUGCGGUAGGGGGUAUGAGCUUCGUGUCAUCCACGCAAAGUUUGGAUUCAAACCUAUACGAGCAUGUUGUUGAGAACGGCCGGACUUAUCACAAGUUCAAAGAGGGCAAAUACCCUCUGCCUAACGAUGAGUCAGAGCAAGAUCGUCUUGACUUCCAGCAUCAGAUUUACAAAUUGUCAUUGGAGGGAAAACUCUACCAAGCUCCAGUGGAAAAUCCACGAAACGUACUGGACGUAGCAACAGGGACAGGAAUCUGGGCCAUCGAGUUUGCCCAAGAAAAUCCCGGCUCCAACGUCAUAGGCACUGACCUAUCACCCAUCCAACCCACAUUCGUCCCACCAAACUGCUCCUUUCAGAUCUGCGAUGCCGAGGACGAGUGGGAUUUUUCGGUACCCUUUGACUUUAUCCACAUGCGCGCCGUAGUGACGUGCUUCCGUUCCCCACGCGCCGUCAUGGAGUCGGCCAUGUCCAGCCUCGCGCCCGGCGGCUGGCUGCAGAUGCGCGACCCCAUCAUGCCCUUUAAGUUUCUGACGCCGCCGCCCGAAGGUUGCGCCCUAGCGCGGUGGAACGAGCUCGCCAUGGAGGCGAGCGGCCGCAUCGGGCGGCGCUGGGACAAUGCGGUUCACUACGCCCAGUGGAUGCGGGAGCUCGGGUUCGAGGACGUCGUCGAGAUAAAGGAGCAGCUGCCGCUCAACCCCUGGGCAAAAGGUCGCAGGGUCAAGUACCUGAGCCUGUGGCUUCAGCACGACAUGCUCCAGGGGAUCGAGGCCAUCAGCAUGGCUAUGUUCACGAGGGUCCUUGGCUGGGAUGCUGAUGAUCUCAAGGUCUUUCUCGAGGACGUGAAGCGUGAUAUGAAGGAUAUGAGCAUCCAUUCUUAUUCUGAAGGUGUUUUGGUUUACGGGCGGAAACCGCUCGGCUAGGAUACAGCUUUCUUUCCUUGCGGCAUUGGGCUUUUCCCGUCGAAAUAAUUCAGAUCACUCCAAGCGAUACGAACGGCAUUUGAAUCUAUAUCUCAGAGCUCAAGCCUCAACUGAUUCCCGCACUAUCAGCAGGCUGAUUGUGUCCUGGUAAUUCACUCUCCGCCCAUCCCAUGGUCAUGGUGGCCCAAAGGUCAUGUUGGAACUGUCCCCCAUCCAUACCGACGUUUAGAUCAAUAUCAUCAAACGGAUCCACAAAUUCGCCAGUCGCAUCGCCCAGGGCAAGGCUUGUCCCAGAGCCGGUCUGGUCGCUGAAAGCCUCAUCCCAUACCGGGAUGUAGUUAUCUAACGAACCAUCAAACAUUGGGCAUCCCCUGGUCGUUUUAUCGUGCGGUAUUUCUGGAUGCACAUCUCCGCCACCACUGCCACUUCCAAACAGAGACCAGAUUCCCGUCGCGAUGGAAGACUGUUGUUGCUGCUGCCGCCGCUGCACAGCCGCCAUCCGCUUGUCGAACUUGGCUUUGACGACGCCGAAAACGACACGACUGGCCCCAACAAUCGUCAUGUCGUCCUCUUCAGCAACCCCAUCACCCCCCUGCUGGGCGCCAGCGCGGGGCUUGUCGUCCCCCUGCAUCUGCGUCCUGUCGGUGAGGCGAUCAAGCAGCGAGCCAAGGUCGAUGUGCGACCGCGCCAGGGCGGCGUCCCAGCCGACGCAGGAGGGCAUGUCGAACGAGAAGGUGAAGGCGACGAUCAAGAGCAGGACCAAGCGGCCCCAGUCCACGUUGCAGAGGUUGGUGAGCUGUCGUCCCCCGACCAGCGUCUCGCCCAUGAAGGACAGCGCGUCGGCUAGGUGCGGCAGGGCCAGCUGCAUCCGCGAGGAGUCCUGGAAGGGGUCCACGCGUGGCGACCGCGUCAUGUUGGAGGACUUCCAGAGGUGCGGGGUCAGGAGCUGGAUCUGCGUCGUGAGCGUGGUGAAUCUCAUGACGGCUGGUGUUGGCGACCUCCUCCGGCAUGCGCGAGCUGUACUCUGCAAACUGCAUCUCCAACCCCCUCAUCAUGGUGGCGGCCUGGUACGAGGAGCGCAGGCCCUUCUCCUCGUCCUUGGCCAGGGUGACGAUCUCGAGCAUGAGGUGCUGGUGGCGCAGCAGCCAGGGGAGGAUGCGGUCGCCGGGCGUGAGGGCCUCGCGCUCGAGCAGGUCGCAGCAGGUGGCCGUCCAGGCGGUGAAGGGGAGGUUCAAGGGGCGGCUGUACGUAACAGCUCGUCUUUAUGAAGGGUGAAUAUAUCAUCAGUGUUAGAGCCAUUUCUUUUUGGAGACUCAUGGAGAACGUGGAGGACGUUGGGUGGAUGGGAUCAGUUGGACGUGGUGAUAUUUGGGAACAUAAAAAGAACAAGAGAAGCACAAAAAGGCUUACGCGAGAACAAGAUAGCAGCAAGCAGCAUAUGCGCGGAUGCCCUCGAGGAGUUCCUCGCGUGGCUGGUCCUGGUGCUGCUCGAGGUACUCGGGCUGGUCGAGCUCGAGAUCCUGUAUCAUAUCAACGGCCAUGCGGAUAUACUGUUGAGACUGCUUAUUUCGGGGCCGCAGGUGGACAGGAUACCUGAGGGUUUUGUUUUUCGUUGUUCCGCGGUUAGUUUACGAGG
Molecule: messenger RNA, 3277 nt
Organism: Pyricularia grisea
Lineage: Eukaryota; Fungi; Ascomycota; Sordariomycetes; Magnaporthales; Pyriculariaceae
Exons: 9
Coding region: 589-1641 (350 amino acids)
Molecular function (GO): methyltransferase activity
Source: RefSeq, a predicted model, not a curated record